CUUGGUGUUCAAAGCGUUGAUCUGUAGUAUCUAGUUCUUAAAUAAAAUGUGAGUGAAAUUAUCUUAUCAUGAUAGCGAAAGAUAAGAUGCCCAUGUCAAGAUAAUCCCAAGAUAUUGGCUUGUUUAUGAUUGAUAAAUGUGUUUCAUCUCAGUUUUAGGUUUACUUAUCAGUUUUAGUGAACCUACGUGUGUAAUAUGACUAAAAUGUCUUUAAAAUUAAAUCUUGAAGUUCCAAAGUUUUUGAAAUCCGUUAGGUAUACUUUGGCCGCAGUAAAUGGAUUGUUUUUGUUAACUGGUUUCCUGCUGCUAAUCGUUGGGGUUGUGAUCCUCGUCCAAUAUUCUGAGUAUGAAGUAUUCGUCACUCAAAGAUUCUUCACAAUACCAGGAUUCGUGAUUGCGACAGGCGUGAUUAUAUGCAUUGGAUCCAUCCUAGGGUUUUAUGGAGCGAUUUCAGAGCAGUUUUACUUUAUUGCUGGGUACGUGAUGCUGUCCAUAGUGGUACUGGUCUUCGAAAUAGUUAUUAUAAUAAUUGCGUUCGCUUUGAGUAACGACGCGGUGUCCGAGAUCAGAGCCCCGAUGUUGCAAAGUCACCAGCUGUACGAGAGUAGACGAGAUAUAGCCAGGCUUUGGGACGACUUGCAAAUGGAAUUCGAGUGCUGCGGAGUGUCUAGCCGUUUGGACUACAUGUCAAGUAGGAUCCCCGUGAGCUGCUGCCACAUAGACUACGGCACUAUAUCGCCAUUCGAGUGUGGUGCGGCCAACGCUUACACGACGGGCUGCGCGACCUUUCUCGGCGAAUGGCUUGCAUACAACGCGUAUGUGAUAGCGGUUUGUGCCAUCGUUGCCACGAGUCUACAGGUAUUAUUAUCAGCGAUGUCAGGGUGGCUGGCCUACAGAUCGAAGUUCGAAGAGGUUGAAUUAGAGUCUUGAGUUCCUUAAUUAAUGUUAUCUUAUGUGUAACGUUUAAUGUAUAACAAAGUUUUGUUUAUGUAUAAUAAUGACGUAAUGUUCAAAUAAAUAGAAUUUAAAAACUUUAGACGGA
Molecule: messenger RNA, 1042 nt
Organism: Bombyx mori (domestic silkworm)
Lineage: Eukaryota; Metazoa; Arthropoda; Insecta; Lepidoptera; Bombycidae
Product: leukocyte surface antigen CD53
Exons: 5
Coding region: 196-930 (244 amino acids)
Cellular component (GO): plasma membrane
Source: RefSeq, a predicted model, not a curated record